CCAUACCAAUACAAUAUUAUCAUAAAUAUUGUAUUACAGGUUAUUGUUUGAAAAAAUGAAUGGUUUUUAAAAAUAGACUAAUUAAAAAGAAAAAAUUACCCUCUGUGUUGCCCCCUUUCUUUUGGAGAAUGCCAGAUUGAUAUAACAAAUUUAAAAGUUUAGACAUAUUUGAAAGCUGUACAGUUGUUCCAGCUGUUAUAAACCACUCACUGUAUUAUAAUAAUAAUAAUAAAAAUAAUAAUAAAAAUAAUAAUCUGCAAAUAGUGAUAAAUUAAUCUUCCUAAUCACAUUGCCUUUUUCCCAUAUUGUUCCAUGAAAUAAAGUCAUUUCUAACAUUUAUUAAUUCACUAAACAUUUCUUUAAAAACAUAAAAUGUUUUAUUUAAAUUGAGUUUUUUUUUUUAAACAAAAAUGGUUACCUGUUGAAGUACAGGGUGUUGACAAACUGUUGACUGCAGUGUACUUUACAGUACAUAACAACCUCUACAGGAAGCAUAAUGGCCUUUGAACAAUUCUGGCUGUGAACUGUCUCACCUUUUCGGCUUUCUAAGGCGUGUCUAGCAUUGUGAUUACCUGGAAUUAACUUUUCGGUCACAGACAAACAGAAGCAUUUUUUACGUGGUGCAGUGGGUUUACGAUUUGAUUUAAACACUCUCGGACUCUUUCUCAUUUCCACCAGUUGAGGAGAAGCCUAUGUUACAUCAUCUUUUUAAGGAUGCUGCGGAAACGCAAAUCUUUAAUUUGUGGAGCGCUCAUUGGCUUUGUCUUGGUUCACAUGUACCUGAAGUUUAGCAUUGAUCUAACUGUAGAGUUGCACAAAUUUACUGGGGGUCGACGUCACCUUCCAAUUAAGGUCAACCUGAGCUCUAUCAAGAAAUCAGAUGAAGUAGCGAGGCAGCUGAGCUCGAAGGUGCGCGUCAUGUGCUGGAUAAUGACCCACCCCCAAAACUUGGAGAAGAAAGCCAAACACGUCCGAGCCACUUGGGCCAAACACUGCAACACGGUGCUCUACAUGAGUUCGAGCACCAGUGACUUCCCAGCCAUUGGACUGAAUGUAUCUGAGGGCAGAGAGAACCUCUACUGGAAAACCAUCCGAGCCCUCCAGUACAUCCACAGUCACCAUCUAAACACUGCCGAGUGGUUCCUCAAAGCUGAUGAUGAUACAUUCGUGGUGGUGGAGAACCUGCGGCGUCUCCUGAGCAGAUACAACACUGACGAGCCUGUCUACCUGGGACACAGAUACAAGGUGUUGGUGCAGCAGGGCUAUAUGAGUGGCGGAGCCGGCUAUGUCCUAAGCAGAGAGGCUGUCAGGAGGUUUGUCCAAGGCUUCAGCUCAGGACAGUGCACACACAUCAGCCCGGUGGAGGACAUGGCCCUGGGGGUGUGCAUGCAGACCAUGAAGGUUGAACCUGGUGAUUCGAGAGAUGAGAAGUUGAGAGAAACGUUUAAUCCCUUCACUCCAGGUGACCACUUGAGCCAUCCAGCCAACGGGAAACAGGACAGCGGCUACAGUUACUAUUCGACGAAACAAGGAUCAGAAUGCUGUUCAGAUUAUGCCAUCAGCUUUCACUACGUCCAACCUCAGGGUAUGUACGAGCUGGAGUACUACACUCAUCACCUGCGACCUUUCGGAUAUCAGUACAGGUUUGAGCCAACUGUCUCAGCUAACAUCACGGCAAAACCCUGAGUUUCAAAA
Pangasianodon hypophthalmus (striped catfish) is the source of this 1695-nucleotide messenger RNA. RefSeq names its product core 1 synthase, glycoprotein-N-acetylgalactosamine 3-beta-galactosyltransferase 1b (gene c1galt1b). Lineage: Eukaryota; Metazoa; Chordata; Actinopteri; Siluriformes; Pangasiidae. Gene Ontology annotation, cellular component: membrane. Bases 715 to 1686 code for a protein of 323 amino acids. The transcript has 5 exons. The record is from RefSeq and is a predicted model, not a curated record. Gene Ontology annotation, molecular function: N-acetylgalactosaminide beta-1,3-galactosyltransferase activity.